AUGAGUGCAGUUGCGAAAGGCAAGGUAGAGCUCAGGUCCUCUGAAGUCUACCUUGAAGAAGAAGGCCGAGACCCUAUCGUCUUUGAACUUUCUACGAUCGAGCCUAUCGGCAAUGCUCAAAACCAACCUUACGCCCGACUGAAGCCGGCCACGAUGGACUCAACACCUCUUAUCCGCCUGGAUUAUACCCUUUACGAGCUUUACUCCGUGGAUAAUGAGGACUGGCCAAACAUUACCCUCGUAUACUCUUUUAUGGAAGAGUCGGCGGUGAAAUUUACGUACCAGUAUGAGUUGCAGGAGACGCAAAAGACAGCCGAGCCCUCCGUCAUGCUGGAUACGAAGCUUAAGCCUCAGAGACAUGGGUUUAUCGCUGGCAAGAUGCCUCUAGCUAUCCUCUACGCGGGCUCCCAGUGCAACGACCAAGCUCUAGAUACACUGCGCGCCGACAACGCUGAUGUCUUUCGAAACUUUGCUCAGUUACCUUUUGACCAGCAGCCGAUUGUGAGCUUUGCGACGAGUUCAGAAAGUAUAUCUGUAGGGCCAGGGGCUCAUAUUGCAGUAAUGUUUCCCGCAGACUGCGUCCUGCACUUACCGCAUCUCGUGGACCCUGAAAUCCACUAUGAGCUACUUUCCAAACCUGGUUUGGCUAGGUCAGGACUGCCAACGCCGCCAUCCGAGGUUAUCGAUACCGUUCUCACUCCACACGACGUACACGAUCAGGACCUACUGAAGGGUGAAAUUUCCAGAAUCACCCAGCUACUGGACAAUCACGAACUGCCAUUCGUUCUAAAGCUCCCCCAAUCAGCCUCUGGGAUGGGCGUCUUUAAGGUCGAUACAGAUGCCCAAAGAGCAGAUGUCAAGGCAACACUCGCAACGCAGCUGGGCCGGAUGCUCCAGCAAAUUAACGAAUCAAAUCAUCAUAUGCGUCCGUGUUCUUUAGUGAUUCAGCGCUUCAUCCCUGGUACAACAAUGGGCUUAUCUCUUUUUGUAACAAAGAAGGGGCGGCCCAUCUUUAUAGCGUGCUGUGAUCAGCAAUUAGACGGAGAUGGGCACUGGGUUGGUUGUUCAAUCUCUUACAAGCGGCAACCGGAGUUCAAAGAAGCCUAUCGCGACAUAUCAGAGAAGGUCGCCGCUUUCCUGCAUCAGAAAGGCUAUUAUGGCCCCGUUGGGCUAGACGUAAUAACAGAUGCGUCUGGGAAUCAGUACAUUGUCGACCUCAACGCCCGUGUCACUGGCAGUUACCACUUAGGACCGCUCGCGGGACACUUUCUUCAGCGCGGCCUGCUGGAGGUAACCUUUGUGCAGGCCUAUUUCCUUUAUUCUAGGGCCGCAUUUGAAGCGGCUUUCUCGGACGAAAUCCAGAAGGGCAGCUUGGUAAUCAGCGGCUGGGCACACGCCGAGUCGACACCACUCAGCCAAGCUGCGAUCAAUAUAGGAGGCCGGGAUUCCUCCGAAGUGGAGGAGAGACUCAAGAAGAUCAGAGAUUUUGCUGUUCCUGAUAGAACGAUGUGA
Molecule: messenger RNA, 1512 nt
Organism: Aspergillus pseudoviridinutans
Lineage: Eukaryota; Fungi; Ascomycota; Eurotiomycetes; Eurotiales; Aspergillaceae
Exons: 1
Coding region: 1-1512 (503 amino acids)
Molecular function (GO): ATP binding; metal ion binding
Source: RefSeq, a predicted model, not a curated record